This is a messenger RNA of Coffea eugenioides, 528 nucleotides long. RefSeq lists its product as uncharacterized. The record is from RefSeq and is a predicted model, not a curated record. The transcript has a single exon. NCBI's taxonomy places the organism in Eukaryota, Viridiplantae, Streptophyta, Magnoliopsida, Gentianales, Rubiaceae. The coding region runs from base 1 to 528 and encodes 175 amino acids.
AUGGGACUGUGUGUUUCUUCUCGCAUCACAAGACAAGGCGGAAUACAGGUGAAUUUGCCCACAGCAGCUCAGGUAAUUCACUGGAAUGGGAGGCUGCAAGAACUUUGGCAGCCCACAAUAGCAGCGGAAAUCCUAUCCCACAACCCCAAUUUCUUCCUUUCGAGCUCGGAAACCAUGCAUGUCAAUGCAGUCCCUGGCCCAGUGGCUAAAGAUGAGCAAUUGCAACCGGGCCAACUUUACUUCCUCCUGCCAAUUCCAAUGCUUCGACUACCUCUCUCUCUACAAGAUCUCUGUGUACUAGCCGUCAAGGCCAGCAAAGCGCUCAGCGAUCCGGACAUGGGGCGCGCUACAUUGCAAACAUCGGUAAUUUUACAGGAUGAAAACAGCGCAGCAAUCGGAUUUUUCGCCGCGACUAUGGAACAGGGUCCUGUCAGAAGUUGCCAACAGAGCUAUGAUGGUGCAGUUGGAAUGGUUUCUCGAGUCACAUUCUAUAGAAAUUGUAAGGAACAGAGGAGUUGCUUUUCAUGA